Molecule: messenger RNA, 2255 nt
Organism: Daldinia caldariorum
Lineage: Eukaryota; Fungi; Ascomycota; Sordariomycetes; Xylariales; Hypoxylaceae
Exons: 2
Coding region: 240-1742 (500 amino acids)
Cellular component (GO): nucleus
Source: RefSeq, a predicted model, not a curated record
AUAUGUAUUAUUACUAAGUUCUCCACUUAAAACCCAACCAACACGCGACCUUAGUUCCCAUUAACGCGCUCUAUCAUCCUAACAACUUACUCUAGGUACCUGCUACCUACCGUACCUAAUUGGUGAUUUAUGAAUUGCGACCGGUAUUGGGAAAAGCCAAUGAGUGUGCUACAUUGGUAUCAGGACAUCAAUCAGGACAUCAAUCAGUAAAAUACUCCAUAAGCCAACUAUCCAACUUCAUGUCGCCGACCGCCGAAACUCUCGAGAAAGACCUCCGUAAUGGGGUUCGCGCUUUCGUGGCCGAACGCGGAUGGGAACAAGUGACUGUGAAUAACAUCCGACAAUAUGUGGAAGAGCAAAAAGGGUUAGAGCAAGGAUUUUUCAAAGCGCCAGAGUGGAAGGCGCGCAGUAAGAAGAUCAUCGAGGAAUUCGUCGCCAAGCUACAGGCUGAGGAAGAUGAUGCCCCAUCAUCUCCAGCGGCCGAUGUUGAGCCUGAAGCCAAGAAUGGUAUCAAGCGGCAGUCGAGCAACGAGCCCUCCCCUGUACCGAAGCGCCAGAAAAAAGCAUCUCGCGCUGUUUCAUCUAAGAGAGCCAAAGCAAAGAAAGAAGAAUCAGAGUCGGAGCUUAGCGACCUGGAAGACCAAAGCGACUUCGAAGAAGAGCCAAAAAAGGGGACCGACAAAAGUGUCGAGAAAAAGGACGAGUCUGAUUCAGAAUUAAGUGAACUUGAUUCGCCGGAGGAUGAACCCAAGAAGGUGAAGCCCAAGAAGUCUGCUUCGAGUCGGGGGUCCAAAAAGGAAGAGACGGAAUCCGAAUUGAGCGACCUAGAAGUUUCGGAUGAGCCAAGGAAGAAAUCAAAGAGCGCUAAAAAGGCCACGCCUCGGCGCAAGACUAACAAGGUCACAAAAAAAGACGAAGCAACCAGUGAUCUAGAGGACUCUACAGUAGGAAAAAAGCGCAAACGUGCAGCACCUAUAAAGAAGCAAGUUACCAAGCGAACCAAGGCGGAAUCAGACAGCGAAGAAGGCUCAUCUGACAGCAAGGAUGAUGUCGAAACAGUUGCGGAUGAGAAAGCCAAGCCUCAACGUGGGGUAAAUAGUAAGACCGAGUCAAAGGAGGAGGAGGACUCCGGAGAAGGAUCCAAACCUGAUAUUGCAGAUGAUAAGGACAACGGGGAUACUAAGGAGACAAACGCCAAUGACUCAGACUCAAAUUUGUCAUCUGUCAUCGACGACCCGCCCCCCAAGAAGCGCAAGCCAAGAGAACCAAAAGGUGCGGCUAAGCCUAAGCAGCCGAAAGAAUUAUCAGCAGACGAGACGGAGAUCAAGAAACUUCAAGGACAAUUAGUCAAGUGUGGAGUUCGCAAAAUAUGGGGUAUCGAGCUGAAAAAGUAUGGCGACGACAGCAAGGCCAAAAUCAGACAUUUGAAGGGAAUGCUUCGCGAUGUUGGGAUGGAGGGCCGCUUUUCCGAAGCGAAAGCAAAGGAAAUUAAGGAAAGACGAGAACUUAUGGCUGACCUCGAAGCUGUUACGGAGAUGAAUCGGAACUGGGGUAGUGGAGCAGGCGGGCGUGCUUCUAGAAGCAAGGCCACCAAGAAAACAUUACAGGAAGAGUCCAACGACGAGGAUGAUAGCAAUGAUGAAGAGGAUGAGGGCGAGAAAGGGGAAUCUAAGGGGAACUCGCGCGUGUCGAAGCGAAUGGCUGCUUUGGCCUUCCUUGGAAGCGACAGCGAAUCUGAUUAAACGCUCUACGAGGUAAUAAUAACAGGGAUAAGACUGUUCAUAUGGGCUAUGGCACGAAUGGGUUUUAUGAUGAGCCUAAUAACGUUUGUGUAUUUCUACAUGUAACAUGUAAUUACUUGCCCGCAUUCAUCUUCUGAGCUAUGAGGCUAAAAAUGGCAACUGAGCCCAUGAACAAGACAGCAUUGUAAAACUGAUUUUUUUUUGUUAGUUGAGGUAGGUAACCUACUGAUGUGAUGACGACCUAUUCUGACAAAACCGAGGUGUGGUUACUUACAGCUUUGCGCGAAAUCGCCCUCUCUUCGUCAUCCGACCUGGCCUCGAUGAAGAGCCGGCGUAGGUUUGGGAAGUUUGCCUGGGUUUGUUAGUUGAUAGAUAUCGAAGGUGUCGUUUUGACUCCUUACUUAACUUACCAUACGACUAGCUUCAAAUGUGAGAGCAGCAGUAAUAAUUAAAUGGGUCUUUUGAUUAUUUUUUCAAUCCGUAGUCUCAACAUGGGUUUUUACUCGUUUAAGG